UUGCAUGAUGUUGGUCACUCGGGCUAUCCGGUCGCAAGCUCUUGCGAGCAAGCGUGUCUUGCCAGCAUGUCUUCAGAGUCGAACGUUCUCGUCUACUCGACCUGCUUUGGCUGAUGCACAAGCUGCUACCGUCAACCGAUUGGGAGUCAUCGGAGCAGGACAGAUGGGCCUAGGAAUCGCCCUCGUCGCCGCUCGCGCCGCCGGCGUCCCCGUAACCCUCGUCGAUACCUCGCAAAAGUCUCUCGACAAAGGCAUGGCAUUCGCCGACAAGCUACUGGCAAAAGACGUCACAAAAGAGAAGAUCAAGCAAUCAGACGCAGACGAGAUCAGAGCGCGACUCACACCUACAACGAGCAUGGACGAUCUGAGCAAUGUGGAUAUGGUCAUCGAAGCUGUACCGGAGAUCCUGGAUCUGAAGACGAAGAUCUUCGCACAGUUGGCACAGACAUGUCCGAACCAUGCGAUUCUGGCGACGAAUACGAGUUCGAUUAGUAUUACGAGGAUCGCGGCGAGUACGACGAAGGACCCCACCGACCUCUCCGCCUCCUCCCGCGUCGUCUCCACCCACUUCAUGAACCCCGUCCCCAUCCAAAAAGGCGUAGAAAUCAUCUCCGGCCUGCAAACCUCCCCCUCCACCCUCGCAACCGCCAUAACCUUCUGCCGCCGCAUGGGAAAAAUCACCUCCACCUCCGCCGACUCGCCCGGAUUCCUCGCCAACCGCAUUCUAAUGCCGUACAUCAACGAAGCAAUCAUAUGUUUGGAGACAGGUGUGGGUGAUGAGGAGUCCAUUGAUAGUAUCAUGAAGAAUGGCACGAAUGUUCCCAUGGGACCGUUGGUGUUGGCGGACUUUAUCGGAUUGGAUACGUGUCUGGCGAUUAUGGAGGUGUUGCAUACGCAGUUGGGAGAUAGCAAGUAUCGGCCUGCGGUGAGGUUGAGGCAGAUGGUUGAUGCGGGGUGGUUGGGAAAGAAGAGUGGAAGGGGGUUUUAUCAGUACUGAUGGAGUGGUGGAGAAGGGGGAGCUGUACAGUACCCGAAGGUCACUCGUCAUCACGACUACAUUCAAGAUG
This is a messenger RNA of Zymoseptoria tritici IPO323, 1067 nucleotides long. RefSeq lists its product as uncharacterized. The transcript is spliced from 3 exons. Bases 5 to 997 code for a protein of 330 amino acids. Gene Ontology annotation, molecular function: oxidoreductase activity, acting on the CH-OH group of donors, NAD or NADP as acceptor; NAD+ binding. The record is from RefSeq and is a predicted model, not a curated record. Lineage: Eukaryota; Fungi; Ascomycota; Dothideomycetes; Mycosphaerellales; Mycosphaerellaceae. Gene Ontology annotation, biological process: fatty acid metabolic process.